AUGAUGAAAGAGCCUGAGAAAAUCAUGAAAAAGAAUAUCUUAAAUGGACAAAUUAAAUACUAAGUUAAAUGGAAGGGCUUUGAUGAAACUACAUGGGAAUCUGAUGAAACUAUGAAGAAAUACAAAGAACUCAUUGAAGACUAUAAUUAUUUCUCCUUGACUGGUGAAAGAUAUGAUGAAAAAAAACUAGAAGAAAUCAGAUAAUUGACUGUUCAAUCACAACCAAGAACUGCUAUCAAAAGAGUAGCAAUGCCCAAAUUAAUGCCCCCAAGUGAAUUAAACAAAAAAGAAAAAAAAAUAGAUAAAAUUGAUAGCAAACAUGUUGAAAUUAUAGACAAUCCUAAAAAUGAUUUACAACAGGAUCAAGCAAAUAUACUCUAGUUAUCCAAUACUACAAUCAAUCUCACUGAAAUAUCUAAAAAAGCACCAUAAAAAUUAGCAAAUUCCAAUGACAAAUUAGAAUCCAUAAAAUUGUAAACUGAUGAAAAUAGAGGGUUGUUUUCUCUAAUUUGGAAAGAGAGAUCGGAUGGUAUUAGACCGUAUUGUGAUGAAUACAAUUAUGAAGAUUUCAAAAUUUAAGCUCCCUUGUUUUUUAUUUAGUUUUUUGAAACCUGUAUUUUUGAAUGUUAAAGUUAAAAUGAUAUUAAAUUUGAAAUUCAAGGAUAAGAUAUCGCUGAAAGAAUUUAAGUGUUUAAAGAUAUUUUAGAAAAAAGAGAUUAGGAUAAAAAGUAAAGCGAAUUCCAAUAAUGA
This is a messenger RNA of Paramecium tetraurelia, 750 nucleotides long. RefSeq lists its product as uncharacterized. Lineage: Eukaryota; Ciliophora; Oligohymenophorea; Peniculida; Parameciidae. The record is from RefSeq and is a predicted model, not a curated record. Gene Ontology annotation, cellular component: pericentric heterochromatin. Gene Ontology annotation, molecular function: chromatin binding. The transcript is spliced from 3 exons. Gene Ontology annotation, biological process: chromatin organization; negative regulation of transcription by RNA polymerase II.